Molecule: messenger RNA, 3403 nt
Organism: Tripterygium wilfordii
Lineage: Eukaryota; Viridiplantae; Streptophyta; Magnoliopsida; Celastrales; Celastraceae
Exons: 10
Coding region: 451-3003 (850 amino acids)
Cellular component (GO): Ino80 complex
Source: RefSeq, a predicted model, not a curated record
CGAGAGGGCGAGCGAACCCAGGAGAGGCUAACCAAUACGAGCCAUGGCUGCAGCCAAGCCGAGGGAAAGAACGAACCAUGCAAUAUCCACCCUAACGGUUACGAUAAUCCCCGUUCGUCUGAUCUCUCCUUAAUCACUCUCUGCCCCCUUUCUCUCCAUAUCUCGCCAGACAAAAUCGGAUAACAAAAACCCUUUCUCUCUUUCAGGAGUUCGCUUGGCUCUAUUGACUCGCUCGUCCCUUUCUGUAACGUAGUAAUUAUCGCUGUUCACAUUGGUUUUAUUGCUAGGUUUUUUAACUGCUAUUUGCCUAUUUACUUCGAUUCUGGGAGGAGAGGCGCCUCGAGGUUGCAGUUUGCUUGCGGAAGGAAAUUCUGCCAUGAACAUGAUCAAUACUGUAUACUACAACAUUUUGCUUUGACGCUUUGGUGAGGAUCUCCAUAUAUUGUGCGAAUGGUGGCUGAUCAGAGGAAAAAACGACUUAAUGGUACCAGUACUGGAUGCAGUUCUUGGGAUCACUAUGAAACAAGAAAGAAAAGACUAGAAUCAGCAAAUAAUGAUUUAAAUACAAAAUCUCAUAUUUCUCUUGAAUGGGAUGACAACCAGGAAAGGGUUGUUGCCAAAAAGGAGCAAAUCGGUAUCAGUUGGAGAGAUGUACGGUCUUUUGUUGAUUAUGCUCCUCAAUGCCACAACAUUCUGGCUGAUGUUGUCACUAUUCCUCAAGAAAAUUUUGAUUUGGAGAAUUUGACUGAGGUGCUUUCAUACCAGGUUUGGCAGACUCAUUUAUCAGAGAAUGAGAGAAGCUUUCUUAAGCAGUUUCUUCCAAGAGAGCAAGAUGCUCAACAAGUUGUGCAAGCAUUGCUUGGCGGGGAUAAUUUUCACUUUGGGAACCCAUUUCUUAAAUGGGGUGCUUCACUUUGUUCAGGUAAUCUUCAUCCUGAUGCAGUUCUUUCUCAGGAAAAGUGUCUAAAGGCUGACAAGAAAGCAUACUACUUGGAGUUGCAGAGAUAUCAUCAUGAUAUGAUUGAAUAUUUGCAGGAGUUGAAGGGAAAAUGGAAAAGCUGCAGAGAUCCAGAAAAGGAAAUUCAACAAAAAACUUGGAGGUCAAGAAAGGAUGAUGAGGGAAUUUUUCUUCCUGCCAAUGGAUCUAGAUUUUUUGACCUUGAAGAUAAUGCUGUGGCUACAUCCAAUUCUUUUUCCUCAGUAGGAGAGGAGAAAGCUUCUAGUAGUGAUAAUCAGAACUCUUCAAUAUUCAAGGGUGGAGAACUUCAGAAGAGGACGCACAAGAAAGGCUUGAAGAAAGACAAAUGUAUAUAUCCAUUGGUUGCUUCAGAUCAUGCAAUAAAUGUGGGAAGUGGACCCAGAAAAGGAGGAAAGAUUCACAAGCGUAACAUCCAGCAUAGUGAUGGUGCUGAAUAUAUGUCUUAUUUAAAGAUUAGCAAGAAGCAGUACGAACUUGUGAAGAGUAUGAAGCAGUCUGGUAAGAGCAUUCAGUCCAAGACACUUAACCGUGUUUUAGGCAACCAUAAUAGCUGGCAUGUUCAACCGUUUGUGGUAUUUGAGGAAGAGGAACAGAGGAAAUGGCGAGAUCAUUGGUUGCAAUUGGUCAACAAAGAUAUUCCUGUGGCUUAUGAAAAUUGGAGGCAAAGACGGUUUCAGAUAGGAGAAAUUAUCAAGUCAUUGGAGCAAGACUUGAAGAAUGGACUAAAAUUGCAGAUGGAGAAUGAGAAGAAAGGAAACCAAGAGAUUGUGAUUGAGGACCAAAAUGAUUCCGGCGCAGAUGAUGAACCAAAAAAUGAAGACGAUUCUAGUUCUGGCUCGUUACAGAAUCCAUCUCAGCAGCAGAUUUCAUCGCCCCAGCAGAUUUCUUCCCUUAAAGGUGACCAUCACUUGAAUUCCACCACUAUGGAUGCAGAAAACACUCAUAUUACAUCUAGAUCUGGUGAUGCUUCUCCAGAUGCAUCCAAGUAUUCGGAGAAUGCUAACAUUGCAAAUGUUCCUGUUAGUCAAGAUGUUAUCAUCUCUUCCUGUGGGGACGACAUCUGGUCACAUUCUUACUAUAAGUCAACUGGAACCAAUGAGUACACAUCUGCCAGUGGGUUUUCGCAUCAACAUCAAGUUAAUGAAGGCCAACAAACUCGCAUGAUUGAUCUAGAAUCUGACGUGGGUGAUGAAGCCAACAGUAAACAACGUUUGUUGCUCAGACAAUCAAAUGAUGGUUCCUUCAGUUCUUACCCAAACCAUGAUCGGAAUGAAUUCCUUCAAUCUCUCUUUAAGGGCCAUGGGAUGUUAUCCUACCAUCAUGAGCAAAAACAAGCUGGGUUUGAUUUUCCGCCACCAAACAAUGUGUUGGUGGAAGAUGGCCAGUUCCAUGGGCAUUUCCAGGAUCAGGUUCAACCACUGCUGCCACUGGAGCAGGGUCAAAAGAUGGAGAAUGAGGACUACAUGCAGCGAAGAAUGUCUUCGGACAUUUACCCUGGUGGAGGUGGAUACUUAAUUCCAAGGCAAGAGCAUGUGCCUCCAUUAGGUGUUCACGAUUGGGCUAUCAACUCUACCCACAUGCCAACGACUGCUCUUCAAUCUAACCUAAAUGGUGGUGAAUUGCUAAAUCAGAACUGGUUUCCUUCAGAGCAUCAAAUGCGUGGCAGCUGGAGCGGUUCAGAUGUUGUUAAUGUACCAAGUCAGAACAUUCCGAGUGGAAGCAAUGCAGAUCAAAGCUUAUUCAGUGUCUUAUCCCAGUGUAACCAACUACGCAAUAGUAGCCCUUAUGAUUCAGCGGGCUCCACCGAGCAGUUCAUUUUUCCAAGGAACUAUGGAAUUGUUGGUGGGGGUGCUCCCAGGAUGACCAAUGCUUUAUCGCAAGGAGCCCAUCCAAUCAACUACUUGGGAGGGCGUGAGGCAGCCACUCCCCUGAUGCCUGAUGGUAUGGGAUGGCCGAACUUGCAACAUAAUUCUGCUCUACAUGAUCCAAUGGGGAAGCAGUACUCGGGGUCAUGGAAUCAAUAGCAACAUUUUUCAGUUGAUGGCGAUCUGGCCUGGAUUAAGUGAUCAUUCAUGGCGGUUGAUUAGACAAGGAACAAUAGUGAAGCAUGAUGCAGAUUAUUGUGACAAGAUAGACUCUUUUAAGGUUACCACAUAUCUGCAGAUUCCUGAUUAUACAGAUCCCCAAGAUAGUUUUGUGUACAUACCUACAGAGCAGAGCAACUCAAAUGCCAUGUACAUAUCUUCUAGAUUGUAGCCGGGUAGGUGGGAUGGAAAUGGAAGGCAAAAAAGAUUCUGGUUUCUCCUAUUUGGGUUGGUAAGUUAUUUUAUUACAUUUUUGUUUCCAUUGGGAUUUCGUUCGUAUUAGUUGGCUGGCUGACUAAUUGUCUUUCAAUAAUUUAUGAGGCUAUAGAUUGCCGCUCCC